This is a messenger RNA of Colletotrichum spaethianum, 1335 nucleotides long. RefSeq names its product lysine biosynthesis regulatory protein LYS14. Lineage: Eukaryota; Fungi; Ascomycota; Sordariomycetes; Glomerellales; Glomerellaceae. The coding region runs from base 1 to 1335 and encodes 444 amino acids. Gene Ontology annotation, biological process: regulation of transcription by RNA polymerase II. The record is from RefSeq and is a predicted model, not a curated record. Gene Ontology annotation, molecular function: DNA-binding transcription activator activity, RNA polymerase II-specific; zinc ion binding. The transcript has a single exon.
AUGCCUCCCCAGACGCGCAACCACUCGCCGGCUCUUGGCGGCAGCUCAACAAACGGCGACACCGCAAGCACCCCGGGCCCAUCCGCCGGUGACGUCAAACUCCGCCGCGCACACAGGAAAUCUCGCAAUGGGUGCAAAGAGUGCAAGCGGCGGCACGUCAAGUGCGACGAGACGCGCCCGACAUGCGUCAACUGUGCGACGGCGGAACGGCACUGCUCCUACCUCGACUCCCUGCCGGCAUCGGCCCGGUCAGCCGCCUCCGCCCAGCGAGGUCUCGCAGCCGGCCUCAGCCCGGCCAGCUCCGGCAGUCAGACCGGCGGCAUCGGCGGCAGCAACGGCGUCCCGGCCGUGGCGAGCUCGCCCUCCGUCACCGCCGUUGUCAACGACUUCGUCACGAGGAACGACGACGACCACGAGGUCGUCAGCCCCGCCAACGGCCAGUUCUUCACCCUGGAGCACAUGCGCCUCCUGCACCACCUCGAGACCAGCAUGGGCACCUUCAUGUCCGCUGACGAGUUCAUGAAGCCCCUCGUCGACAUGAACCUCGAGAACGCCCUCAACGCCCCUUACCUCAUGGACGCCCUGCUCGGCCUGUCCGCCCAGCACAUGGCCGAGCUGAACCCCUCCCGCGCCGACCACUAUCGCCACCAGGCCACCCAGCUGCAGACGCGCGCCCUCAUGCUCUUCAACGACGCCAAGGAGGAGAUCUCCGAGGCGACGUGCAUCCCCAUGUUCCUGUUCGCCUCCACCCUCGGCACCCACCUGCUCUGCGACACCCUCCGCGGCUACCGCCACGACUUCAACGCCUUCCUCGACCAGUUCGCCUGGUACCUCAACCUCCACCGCGGCGUCAGCACCGUCACGGGACGCUCGUGGCACAUCAUCCGCGAGUCUGGCGCAAAAGAGUUCAUCGACUUCCUGGAGACGACCCAGCCCUCCAAGCAGGCGCCCGAGGUCGACAUCCUGCACCGCAUGCUCGACCAGGCUGACCUGGGCCCGGCUUCGCGGCAGGCCUGCCGCGACGCCGCAGAGACCCUGCGUCACUCGUACGCCAUCUACCGCAGCAUCUCGGAGCGGAGCUCCCACCAGUCCGCCUCCGUCAUGUCCUUUGGCGUCCGCGUCACCACGGGCUUCAUCGACGUCCUCAGGCAGCGCCGCCCUGAGGCCCUCGUCAUCCUCGCCUUCUACGCCGUCCUCCUCCACUGGUGCCGCAACUUCUGGGUCUUUGCCGACGGAGGCGAGUUCUUGAUCCGGUCCAUCUCAGCCCACCUGGGCGACUACUGGUCGGAGUGGCUCGCCUUCCCCAUCUCCGUGCUCGAGGGGUACGCAAGAUGA